Molecule: messenger RNA, 1715 nt
Organism: Jatropha curcas
Lineage: Eukaryota; Viridiplantae; Streptophyta; Magnoliopsida; Malpighiales; Euphorbiaceae
Gene: PLP9
Product: PATATIN-like protein 9
Biological process (GO): lipid metabolic process
Source: RefSeq, a predicted model, not a curated record
UCAAUCACGCCCCACACUUCCGGCUUUUAACUCUCAGCAAAACUCAGAGCCCACAGAGAGUAAGAGAAACACAUAACUCAUACCCUCUAUACCUUCAUAAUACCAGAGAGCAAGAGAGAGAUUUUCUUUGUUCUUUUUUUCUUAAAUUUUGUUGAGAGGUAGAGAUAUUAGGAUUUUAUUAAUUGAAGAGAGUAAAAGAGUGUGCGUUGUGUAGCCAUUAAUGCUUCUCAGCAAAAAAGCGUGAGGGCGACCUUUCAUUUUCCUUAACGAUAUUAAACUUCGACAUACUUAGAGCGACGCCUAACUUGCAGUCUUGAGGAGUUCAAAUGGACCUUAGUAAGGUAACGCUUGAGAUCUUUUCCAAGCUGGAGCAAAAAUGGCUUUCGCACUGUGAAAACUCUAAGAAAAAGCGAGUACUCAGCAUUGAUGGAGGUGGAACAACCGGCAUUGUCGCAGGGGCGGCUCUUAUACACCUGGAGGACCAGAUCCGCCUCAAAAUCGGUGAUCCUCAGGCUCGAAUCGCUGAUUUCUUUGACAUCAUUGCCGGCACUGGCAUUGGUGCCCUCCUGGCCGCCAUGCUUGCUGCUGAUGACGGCUUUGGCCGUCCUCUAUUCACUGCCAGAGAUGCAGUCGCAUUUAUAGCUGAGAACAACUCGGAGCUCUUCAAGGUCAAGCUCUCUGGAUUCCUCCACCGACGCAGAAGAUUCUCCGGCAAGACCAUAGACAAGGCUUUGAAGGAAGCAUUAAGCCGGGAUGACGGAACGAUCUUGACUUUGAAGGACACGUGUAAGCCUCUCCUUAUUCCUUGCUUUGAUCUCAACAGCUCUGCUCCUUUUGUUUUCUCCCGAGCGGAUGCGUCCGAGACACCGAGUUUUAACUUCGAUCUCUGGAAAGUCUGCCGCGCCACUCUAGCGACGCCAAGCCUCUUCAAGCCGUUCAACUUGACGUCGGUCGACGGCAAGACCUCUUGCUGUGCUAUUGACGGUGGUGUAGUUAUGAACAACCCUACGGCUGCGGCAGUUACUCAUGUUCUUCACAACAAACGGGAUUUUCCGUCGGUUAACGGAGUGGAGGAUCUGCUGGUUCUGUCGUUAGGUAACGGUCCAUUGAGUGGAUCGUCAAGUAAGAGAAAUCUCCGCCAUAACGGCGAGUGCUCGACUUCGUCGGUUGUUGAUAUUGUGCUUGAUGGUGUUUCGGAGACUGUAGACCAAAUGUUGGGGAACGCUUUUUGUUGGAACCGUUCAGACUAUGUCAGAAUCCAGGCAAAUGGAUUGACAAGCGGUGGACUUGUGGGCCCGAGAGUUGAAAACGAGGUGUUGAAGGAGAGAGGAGUUGAAUCGUUGCCGUUUGGCGGGAAGCGGUUAUUGACGGAGACCAAUGCGGAAAGAAUCGAGAGCUUCGUGCAACGUCUUGUUGCUUCAGGAAGGAGUAGCUUGCCUCCUAGUCCCUGCAAGGAUUCCGCCGUUAGCCCUCUUGCCAACGGCCGUUAACUAGUUUUGCCCCCUCCUCUUGUAAUAAAUUUUUUUUUUAAUCCUGUUUUAACCUUUUGUAACCAACCUCGGGUUUACUUAACCAUAUGUGUUUCGAGUUAAACAGGUAGUAGCUGAUAAUAACCUGUUCAGACUUCAGACCAUUUCCUAACUUUCUACUGUCUAUCUCUCAGAGUGGUUAAAUAAAUUGAUUAGGUGUUCCUUUGACUGAGGACAAAUUAAUUA